This is a messenger RNA of Cokeromyces recurvatus, 1785 nucleotides long. RefSeq lists its product as uncharacterized. The record is from RefSeq and is a predicted model, not a curated record. The transcript is spliced from 2 exons. Gene Ontology annotation, molecular function: protein binding. NCBI's taxonomy places the organism in Eukaryota, Fungi, Mucoromycota, Mucoromycetes, Mucorales, Mucoraceae. The coding region runs from base 1 to 1785 and encodes 594 amino acids.
AUGUUCAAUCAAAGUGCACAUAGUAUACUUGGUUUCUGUUCUGAAUUUGGUCUAGGUAGACCCGUCGAUUUCAAGGAAGCAGAACGACAUUACUUUUUAGCUAUACCAUCUAAUAUAGAACAACAACUUCGUACUCCAUCUUAUCAUGAGAGAGACAACAAGGAUCUAGAGAGAGUAUUACUUGCUAUUUAUCGUUUAGCAGUCUUUCGAAAAUUUGGACAACCAGGUAUUAAAGUUGACUCUAAUCAGGCGCAUCAAUGGAUAUCCCUUUUAGAAUUAGGUGGAUUAAGAUCAACAGCAUGGAUUCAACGUACAGCCAAGAGAGACAAUUGUGCUGCGAGCCAAUUUUGUCUAGGUCACUUUUAUCAUUAUGGUUGGGUCGUGAAGAAGGAUAGCAAGAUGGCAGUUUAUUGGUAUAAAAGGAGUGCAGAUCAGAGGAAAUAUCCUCGAGCCGUAGCUACAUUAGGCUUUUGUCUUGCCGAGGGUAUAGGUGUUGAAAAAGAUGAGAAGAAGGCGUUUGUGUAUUAUGCAUGGGCAGCACGUUAUGAUGAUUGUUUUGCCAUCUAUCACUUGGGCUAUUGUUAUGAGGAAGGCAUUGGGGUCAUGAAGGAUGUCAAGAAGGCUUUCAAGUGGUACAAACUUGCUGCAGAGAAAGGGGACCUUGUCGCACAGAACGCAGUAGGCUAUUGUUAUGAAGAUGGUAUUGGUACUGAAAAAGAUCUUGUCAAGGCGGUCAAUUGGUAUACUCUAUCUGCUAUACAAGGUUAUCCAUGGGCGCAAUGUAAUCUAGGUUAUUGUUAUCAAAAUGGAUUAGGUGUUGAGAAGGAUAGCUUUAGUUGUGUGAGAUGGUAUCGAAGAGCUGCAUUGCAAGGACAUGCAAGGGCACAACACAAUUUAGGAUUCUGUUAUCAAAAUGGUAUUGGUGUUCAAAAAGUAAAUGAAAGGGAAGCUGUACGGUUAUAUGAGAAAAGUGCAGCGCAGGGCAAUGUAUUUGCUUAUCAUUCACUAGGUUAUUGUUUUCAAAAUGGCAUUGGUGUUCAAAUAAAUGAACGUAAAGCUGUAUUUUGGUAUAUGCAAAGUGCGAAUUGUAAUCAUGCACCAGCUCAAGUAUCCCUUGGUUAUUGUUUCCGUAAAGGAACAGGUGUGGAGAAAGAUGAAGACGAAGCAGUAAAAUGGUUUAAACUCAGUGCAGAGCAAGGAAAUGCUACAGCACAAAAUUCACUAGGAUUUUGCUAUGAGGAAGGGAUAGGAACGACGGGUAAGAAUCCUAAAAAGGCUGCCUAUUGGUACUCAAAGGCUGCCCUUCAAGGGAAUGCUUGGGCACAAUGUAAUCUUGGAUACUGUUACGCGAAUGGGAUUGGAGUGGAUCGAGAUGUAUCAAAGGCUAUUUAUUGGUAUAAAAAGUCAGCUCAACAGCAACACACUCGAGCUCAAGAAAAAUUGGCUCAUUAUUUACAAGCUGGUUAUGGAAUCAGACAAGAUCUUGAAUUAGCAUUUAAAUUAUUUAAACAAUCGGCAGAACAAGACUGUUUAUCUGCAAAGUAUCAUUUAGCAAACUGUUAUGAAAAGGGUUUAGGUUGCCCAGUCAAUCUUGAAAAGGCAGCAUUAUGGUUUGAGAGUGCUGCAGUAGCUGGCUGUCGAAGCUCUUAUGAUAGACUUAGAAGAUUGCUGGUUCAAGUCUGUUUACUUUCUCCUUAUAAUACAGUUCAUUCAAUUACAAUCAUGAAUGAAAAGGAAUUACUAUCAAAUGGCCUCAUAUUGGGCUGUAGUGCCCCUGCAGCAUAG